Cokeromyces recurvatus is the source of this 1561-nucleotide messenger RNA. RefSeq lists its product as uncharacterized. Lineage: Eukaryota; Fungi; Mucoromycota; Mucoromycetes; Mucorales; Mucoraceae. The record is from RefSeq and is a predicted model, not a curated record. Gene Ontology annotation, molecular function: N-acetyltransferase activity. Bases 176 to 1294 code for a protein of 372 amino acids. The transcript has 2 exons.
GCAAUGGCGAGAUAGAGCCGUACAUCAAAUCAAGACAGCUAAUAUUGGCCCAAAACCUUCUGUUUUAUAAUAACCGUGGAAUAGCUAACUUUAUUAGAAAUCCUUUUUUCUGUCUAUUUCUUUCUUUUUCUUUCCUUUUUUUUUUUUCUUUACAUAUAUAUUGUCUAAUUUUAAAAUGUCAACAUUGACAGAUGCCAAAGUAGAUGAUAAACCACGUUUAGUUUUACGAACUUACAAAGCAAGUGAUCAUGACCAAGUUGAUCAUUUAUUUUAUAGUACUUAUUUUACACUUGUUCCAGAAGGUGUUAAAAACAAACUCAAGUCACCUCUAUUUUGGGUCAUUUGGUUUGCUGCUUAUGCAUAUUUAUUAGCUAUUGUUCCUAUCCUCUUGGCUGGACUUAACUGGCCAUCAUGGACCUACAUAGCUCUGAAACUCUUUUUAACUUUUGCAUGGUCUAUUGUUUCCUUUGCCUCCGUCUUUGUUAUUACAGACCGCUUCGAAGUUGUAGACAAAGUCGAACAAGCACGACAAAACGACCUUAGCGAUCCCGAAAUAUAUUAUCUUAACUGGACAAAACAAGAAAUUGAAGUUAAAGAUGAUGAUAAUCAAAUUAAGACGACAAUGACGACGACAACAACGACGAAUACUACUACAUCCAAUAAUAAUAAUAACCCAAACAAAAAGCGUGUUACAUUUGAUAAGAAUGCAAAGCCCGCAACAGAACUCAUUCGUAUUCAAAGACCCUUGGAGGAACAAACACCUUCUCAUUUCUGGGUAUUGACAUUAGAUAAUAAACCUUGUGGUAUGGUUGGUUUAGCUCAUUAUCGUGAACGUAUCUUGUCAAAUCGCCCCUUGCAGCCACCUGCUUGGAAGUUAUUGUUGGCAGCAGCAUGUCAAAGGUAUCAUUUGCCUUUGCCUGUUUGGUUGAGAGAUCUUCAGGGUCAAAUGCCGACUCCUGUCUUUGCAGAACCACAUGAACCCAAGGUGGCUACAUUACAACGUUUAGCAGUACGAACCGAUUAUCAGGGCUGUGGUCUGUCGACGUUGUUGAUUGAUCGUGUCAUGUCUUGGGCUGAUGAACAUGGGCUUGAACGUGUAGAGGCAAAUACGAAUGAAUUAGAAAGUCAGGCUGCGAAUAUUUUACGUCUGAAGCAUGGAUUCAAGUUGAUUAAAAAAGUGAAGAAAGGAUGGUUUGGACAAUAUGAAAAGACUUGGUCUUGCGAUGUAAAAGAAUGGAUGAAGGCACAUGAACUAGGUGCAAGUACUUAUAUAAAAAAAAAGAAUGAUAGAUAGUGAAUAGCAAUAAUAUGAUAAGAUAGAUUUUUUUUUUACAGCGUAUACAUAUAUAAAAUAACUGUUUUUAUUAGUAUUAUUAUUAUCAGUAUAUUAUUAUCAUUAUUAUUAGUAUUAUUAGUAUUAGUAUUCUACAAAGUAUAACAUUAAAUAUUAAUUAUAGUAAAUAUGUACAAAGUAAAGCCUCCUCCCCUCAAAAUAAAACUAUGUAUUAGAUUAAGUCUUCUUUUUUUUCUUUUGAACAGAAUCCAUUGCUAUUGCAAGACU